Molecule: messenger RNA, 1316 nt
Organism: Oncorhynchus tshawytscha (Chinook salmon)
Lineage: Eukaryota; Metazoa; Chordata; Actinopteri; Salmoniformes; Salmonidae
Gene: p2ry2.1
Product: purinergic receptor P2Y2, tandem duplicate 1
Exons: 3
Coding region: 243-1316 (357 amino acids)
Biological process (GO): G protein-coupled receptor signaling pathway
Cellular component (GO): plasma membrane
Molecular function (GO): A1 adenosine receptor binding; G protein-coupled UTP receptor activity
Source: RefSeq, a predicted model, not a curated record
AGCAUGGAGAAACAUUGUGUAAAGCAUUCUGUGUAUCUCCGAGAGGAAGACGCAUUCAGAGAUUUACAGUAAAUAGGUCUAACCAGCAGAUAGAGACAGGUAACUCUGCUAGCUGUAGUGGGGCAUCAGUAAUCCAGGUAUAUUAGAGUCUAGUACAGGAGUUGGACAUAGUUGCUGUACAUAUCCGGAGUGUGUUCCUUCAAGACUGAACAGCGUUUCUCACUAUCUGUUUAUGAACAAAGAUGGCUACCUUCGCCAACCACUCAACAAAUGAGAGCAGCGGGCACAGCUGGCGCUGUCAAUUCAAGGAGGACUUCAAGUACAUCCUGCUUCCUGUCAGCUACACUCUGGUCUUCGUGAUUGGCCUAGCCCUGAAUGUCACGGCCAUGUACGUGAUCCUGUUCCGUACAAAACGCUGGAAGCCCUCCACGGUGUACAUGUUCAACCUGACAGUGUGCGACACCCUCUACAUCCUCACCCUACCCUUCCUAAUCUACUACUACGCCGACGAGAACGACUGGCCCUUCAGCGAACCGUUCUGCAAACUCAUCCGCUUCCUGUUCUACGCUAACCUCUACGGUUCCAUCCUGUUCCUGUGCUGCAUCAGCCUACACCGCUUCCUGGGUGUGUGCUACCCGAUGAGGUCACUGAGCUGGGUCAGCUCCCGGAGAGCCCGGCUGGUGUCUGCGGCGGUGUGGGCGUGUGUGUUGAUGUGCCAGGCUCCCGUGCUCUACUUCUCACGCACCAGGGACGAGGGGACAGAGAGGGUGUGUUUCGACACGUCCAGUCCAGAGUUAUUUCAUGACUUCCUGGUGUACAGCUCGGUGGUGUCUAUCCUGAUGUUUGCCUUCCCUUUCAUGGUGGUGAUGGUGUGCUAUGGACUGAUGGUGAGGAAGCUUCUGGAGCCCACCUGGGGGGCAGGAGGGAGCCAGUCGAGGGGAGUCGGGGGGCUCGCUGCUCAUCGCUCCAAACACAAGUCUGUGAAGAUGAUAAUCAUCGUGUUAGCAGUGUUCAUGCUGUGUUUCCUACCCUUCCACCUGACCAGAAGUCUGUACUACUCCCUCAGAUACCUGGAGCAAAUGGAUCCCUCCCAGGUGAGCUGUGAGCUGCUGAGGGUGUCCAGCAUGGCCUAUAAGGUAACACGCCCCCUGGCCAGCGCCAACAGCUGUGUGGAUCCCAUCCUCUACUUCAUGGCUGGACAGGGUUUCCGCAGCAACUUCACUAACAGAAGCAGGGCAUCACAAAUGAAACCAGGAAGCGUGACGGGGCACUCUCAACGCAGCUCUGACCGACAGGAAGAUCAAUCUAUUAUCUGA